Molecule: messenger RNA, 1021 nt
Organism: Vespa crabro (European hornet)
Lineage: Eukaryota; Metazoa; Arthropoda; Insecta; Hymenoptera; Vespidae
Product: 5'-AMP-activated protein kinase subunit beta-2-like
Exons: 5
Coding region: 161-1003 (280 amino acids)
Biological process (GO): signal transduction
Cellular component (GO): nucleus; nucleotide-activated protein kinase complex; cytoplasm
Molecular function (GO): protein kinase binding
Source: RefSeq, a predicted model, not a curated record
UACUCGUAUACUACUUGUAGUAUAUCUUUUUGGGUUUUGUUGCUUAUAUAUUUUCUAAUUUUUCAUUAAUUUACGACGUAAAUUCCAAUCAUAUGAAAAAUAAAUUAUCAGGAUCCAUCAGUGUUACUUUAUUUAUUUCAUUAGACAUUGUUGCACAAUAAUGGGAAAUGCUGGAAGUAAUCAAACAGUCAAUCAUACUCAUACUUCAGGUAGAGAUCAUCGACAUGGUAAAGAACAUGGACCACCUUCCCCAGGAAAGGAAGGCCAGGCAUUUGUUUUUGACAAAAAGUCGAAUCAAAAGUUAAUUUUCCAAUCGUCUCAAGAAGAAGAAGAGCCCUAUUAUACAAAAAUAAAACAACGUGAUGGAGAUAAUUUUGGUGGACCACGUCCCAGAUCAAAUACAGUGUCCGAAGGAACAAAAGUUACCGAUAGCAAAGUAUUGCCUACAGUUUUUAAAUGGGAAGGAGGUGGAAAACAAGCAUAUAUCAGUGGAACAUUCACAGGAUGGAAAACAUUACCUAUGGUAAAGAGUCAUGGUGAUUUUGUUACUAUUAUUGACUUACCAGAAGGAGAACAUCAAUAUAAAUUCUAUGUUGAUGGAGAAUGGAGGCAUGAUCCUGGUUUGAAAAUAGUUGACAAUGGUAUGGGUUCUAAGAACAACUUAGUAUCUGUAAGAAAAUCAGACUUUGAAGUUUUUCAAGCUCUUGCUAAAGAUAGCGAAGGUGUUUCUAAUAGUGUUCAAACUGAAUAUGGUCAAGAAAUUCCACUUCAUAAACCAUGGGAAAAAAUAGUUGGACCGCCAAUUUUACCACCACAUUUAUUGCAAGUUAUUCUUAAUAAAGAUACACCAUUAUCUUGUGAACCAACUCUUCUACCAGAACCGAAUCACGUGAUGUUGAAUCAUUUAUAUGCUUUGAGUAUUAAAGAUAGUGUUAUGGUUUUAUCAGCCACGCAUCGCUAUCGAAAAAAAUAUGUAACUACUCUAUUAUAUAAACCAAUUUAAUGAUUUACAUCAUUCCUA